Molecule: messenger RNA, 2640 nt
Organism: Phyllostomus discolor (pale spear-nosed bat)
Lineage: Eukaryota; Metazoa; Chordata; Mammalia; Chiroptera; Phyllostomidae
Gene: SAPCD2
Product: suppressor APC domain containing 2
Exons: 6
Coding region: 905-2107 (400 amino acids)
Source: RefSeq, a predicted model, not a curated record
UGGAGGGGUGUCCAGCGGGAGGAAGCGGCUGGAGCAGAGGACCUUGGGAACUGAGGAGAGCUGGUCACCAGAUGGGGAUCUGGGGACACAGGAACAAGUGGCUUUGUCCCGCAACAGGCGGAGAAGGCCAGGCUGUCCCCAGGGACCGGGGGAGGGGCUGGCAGCAGCGGGGACAGAGAGGCCUCUGUGAGGGGAAGCGCCCAGCUGGCUGGAGCGCACAAUCCUCUCGGGGCCCGCCUGGGGCAAGAGAAAGAGGCUCCAGAGUCGGUGGUGUCUGUGCUCGAGACCCUCAGCGAAGAGCGCCCAGGGGAGCUAGGGGGGGCAGCUGGGUCCCUGGGGGCGGGGUGUACUCCCCAGGCUUACCCCAAGAGGCCACCUGGGGACAGGUUUUGUAUUGGACGCCAGGCCCCGCCCCUCGGAGAGGUAGGCCAGGCGGCCAAUCCGAGAGCGGUAUGAGCCGCGGCGAGAGGAUCGGUGUGGUGGCGGCGGGAGCAGAAGGGGGUCCCCUGGGGUCCCCCUCCCUCACCCAAUGAGGCCCGGGAGGGAGAAGGAGCGGGCGGGCGCCGCCCCUACCAGCUCUGGGCCUCCGCGCGCCCCCGGCUCCUACAGGCACCGAGGCGGGAGCGCCCUGGGAGCUGGCCCCUCGGCCGGAAAAUCAAACCCGGCUGGCGGCCUCUCAGCCAAUCAGGGAGAAGAUGAGCCGGCCUUAGCCAAUGGUCGCAGCGAAUGCUAAUGAGCACUGACGCCACGAGGAGGCCCAUUCAAAAAGUAGCAGCUAUUGUCGCUGCGGGGUGUGUGCGGCCGUCCUCCCCGCUGUCGAGCUGCGAGGGGACCGGCCCGGGCCCGGGCCCACGCGGGGACUCAGCCUGGGGCGGGCCCAGCAGGGAGCCCGGCUGGCGGGCCCAUGGCCGGAGCCGCGAUGGCCGAGCCGGGCCGCCCGCCGCCCGCCGCGCCCCCGGAGCCCAGCACAGAGGGGCUGCCGCGCGCCUUCCUGCAGAGCCUGCGCACCCUCUUUGAUAUCCUGGACGACCGGCGGCGCGGCUACGUGCACCUGCGCGAGAUCGAGUCCCGAUGGCAGGGCGCCGACGCGCGCGAGCUGCCCUGCGGCGUACUCGAGGGCUUGCGCCAGGUGGCCCCGGCCAGCGGCUACCUGACCUUCGAACGCUUCGUGGCCGGCCUGCGCACCUCGCUGCUGAGCGCCGACGGAGGCCCGCGAGGCCCGGCGCGCUCCUCGACCCGGGGAGGAGGACCAGCGCGCCCGGGGGGUCAGCCACCGCCGCCGCCUCCGCAGCGCCUAGUGUUCGCGCCCGCGGACGAGCCGCGGACGGUCCUGGAGAGGAAACCCUUGCCGCUGUGUGCGCGCCCCCCAGCGGCCGACUCCGGAGGCACCUCCCGGAGUCUAGAAAAGUUGUGCGGCCCCGCGGAGGCGGUGCCGGGCCUCGCGGAGCCGGAGCGGCCGCAGGGAGCGGCGCUGGAGCGGAGCCCGAGCGCGGACGCUGGUGCCACGGCCUGCAGGGCCUGGGAGCUAGGCGUGGGGGACACGCGGCGGGCCCCCCGCGCCCGAGGUGAACGGCGGAGGCACACCAUCACCCACGGAGUGGACUGUGACCUGCUGAAGCAGAUGGCGGAGCUGGAGCAGGAGAAGGAGGUGCUGCUGCAGGGGCUGCAGAUGACGGCCCGGGGCCGCGCCUGGUGCCAGCAGCAGCUGCAGCGCGUGCAGGAGCGCCAGCGCCGCCUGGGCCAGAGCAGGGCCAGCGCCGACCUUGGGGCCGAGGGGAGCCCCCGCCCGCUGGGAAGACUGCUGCCCAAGGUGCAGGAGGUGGCCCGGUGCCUGGGGGAGCUGCUGGCCGCAGCCUGUGCCGGCUCGGCCCCACCCCCCUCCUCCUCAGCGGCCCCGGGCCCCGCCUCACCCCCGGCGCCAGGCUGGCAGCAGCAGACCAUCCUGAUGCUGAAGGAGCAGAACCGGCUGCUCACCCAGGAGGUGACGGACAAGAGCGAGCGGAUCACACAGCUGGAGCAAGAGAAGUCCGCCCUCAUCAAGCAGCUGUUCGAGGCCCGCGCCCUCAGCCAGCAGGACGCCGGGCCUCUGGACUCCACCUUCAUCUAGUGGCCACCGGAAUGGCCGUGGGCCUCAGCCUGGCGCGGGCCUGGGCAGGCACGGGCCGCGCGGACGUAGCCCUCCCUCCUCCGCAGGUGGGCCGCCCCCAGGAUGCCCUUUGGUCCUGGCCUGGGGCUGCAGGGCUGGCCUGGGCAGGACUCCACUGUGCAGGCACAUCUUGAGCUGCUGCUGCUGCUGCCACAGUUGCGGCAGUGGAGACGCGUCCUCACGUUUACCAGGUGUCAGGCCGCCCGGGGCCGAGGGGCUCGCGGCUGCUCUGCCCGUGUUUACAGCGGGCCUGUCUCCCCUCCCACCUGCGGUCUCCAGUAGAAGGCGCUGGUCCCGCUAGGCUGCACUUCUGCCAGCAGCCAGCAGAGGGCAUCACCUUCAUGCUGCUCUUGGGCCCUGGAGCGCCCACAAGGGAGUCUCAGGGGGAUGGGAUAUUCAGGGACCUGUGGGGGGGCUGGGACCCCUGAGGGUGCAGCAGGUGACUGGGCCUGGGGGCCCAGGGGCAUCUUCUCCCAACCUAGGGCACCAAGACU